Drosophila mojavensis is the source of this 966-nucleotide messenger RNA. Its product is annotated as chymotrypsin-2. Gene Ontology annotation, biological process: proteolysis. The record is from RefSeq and is a predicted model, not a curated record. NCBI's taxonomy places the organism in Eukaryota, Metazoa, Arthropoda, Insecta, Diptera, Drosophilidae. The coding region runs from base 26 to 889 and encodes 287 amino acids. Gene Ontology annotation, molecular function: serine-type endopeptidase activity. The transcript has a single exon.
AGUUUCAGUUCAAUACUUCACAUCAAUGGCGUCGACUUCGCGAUCAGCUUCGCCGCUCAGCGUCUAUCUCUGCCUCUGUCUCUGUCUCGCUGCAGAGGGGCUGCGUCUGCGUGGACAGCAGCUGCUGCCAGGCGAGUCAGCCGAGGGGAUGCAGCUGCACUCCAAUCCGAAACUUAUCCAGGGGCGCGUGGUGGGUGGACAGCAGGCACCGAUGGGCACUUGGCCCUGGAUUGUCUCGCUGCAGAAUCAGUUCGGGUUCCCCUUCUGCAGUGGCGUCAUUAUCGAUGACUAUUGGAUUCUGACCGCCGCCAGCUGCGUGUCUGGCCUGCGUCCACGCAACUUGGUUGCCAUAGCGGGCACUGUCAGCUCCUGGAACAACACGGCGCCGGGCUACUAUGUGGACCAGAUACACGUCCAUUGUAACUUUGAUAAGCCGCUUUAUCACAACGACAUUGCGCUGCUGCACUUGUCGGGGGCCAUCGAGUACAAUGCACAUGUGGCCAAGGCAACGCUCUCGGAGAUCGAUGAGCUGCAGGAGGGCGAGCGUUUAACCUUUGCAGGCUGGGGCACCGAAUGGGCCGGUGGCACCAACUCGCAGUACUUGCUGCAGUCGCAGGGCAACUAUUUGCCCGUGACCGAGUGCCGCAAGGUGCUGCAAAACGACGACGACGUGGAUCUGGGUCAUGUGUGCGUCAAGAUGGAGGCGGGCAAGGGCGUCUGCCAUGGCGACUCCGGCGGACCACUGGUCAACGCCCAGCAGCAGCUGGUGGGCAUCGGCAAUUGGGGCGUGCCCUGUGGCCUCGGCUAUCCGGAUGUCUACAGUCGCGUGGCCUUCUACAACGAUUGGAUACGCACCAUCACAAUAGGCUGCGGCAAGACUAUUGCCUAGGCCAUAAGUCCAUUAUCAGCUCUUGAUUUCUAGUUGCCUCAAUAAAAGUUAUGGGAUUUUCAUGUAUCGAACAACAA